This is a messenger RNA of Synchytrium microbalum, 1479 nucleotides long. RefSeq lists its product as uncharacterized. The transcript has 9 exons. Bases 1 to 1479 code for a protein of 492 amino acids. The record is from RefSeq and is a predicted model, not a curated record. Gene Ontology annotation, molecular function: cysteine-type deubiquitinase activity; zinc ion binding. NCBI's taxonomy places the organism in Eukaryota, Fungi, Chytridiomycota, Chytridiomycetes, Synchytriales, Synchytriaceae. Gene Ontology annotation, biological process: spliceosomal complex assembly; protein deubiquitination; mRNA processing.
AUGUCGACCAACGAGCUGCCCAAGAAGAGGAGAGCAGACGACGUUGAUGCUCAGAAUGGACAUGCACAGAAUGACAAUGACGAUGAUGAAGAGCAAGAGGAGCUGCACCGUCAGCGAAGGCCAAAGAAAAUGCCAAACACUGAACUAGCUGCAUCCAAUCUAUGGCUAGACACUGUCAAUCGACACAUGCUCGACUUUGAUUUCGAAAAAUUAUGUAGUGUCUCCCUCACCAAUCUCAAUGUGUAUGCCUGUCUGGUCUGUGGAAAGUACUUUCAAGGAAGAGGCCCUUCUUCUCAUGCUUAUACUCACAGUCUGCACGAAGAUCACCACGUAUUCAUCAAUCUAGAAUCCUUGAAGGUCUUCAUUCUUCCUGAAGGUUAUGAAGUCACCGAUGCAUCGCUGUCGGACAUCAAGCACGUCCUCAAACCCACAUUUACGAAACAGCAAGUCGCUGAACUGGACGGUGGCCAAAUCAAGUAUGCUUAUGAUCUAAACAACAAGAAAUACAUGCCAGGAUUCGUCGGUCUGAAUAACAUUAAAGCAAAUGACUAUGUGAACGUUAUUGUCCAAUCAUUUGCUCAUGUCAAACCAUUACGGGAUUACUUUUUACUUGGCGAUGUUCCUUCCUCUGCCUCUGAACUAGUGAAACGCUUUGGAAUGCUGAUUCGAAAAAUGUGGAAUCCAAAAGCAUUCAAGGGCCAAGUCUCUCCACACGAAUUGCUACAAGAAAUAACAAACGCAUCUCAAAAGAAAUUCACAAUGGCUGCUCAAUCUGAUGCUAUAGAAUUCAUGUCUUGGUUUCUGAAUACACUGCACUCGGGUCUAGGAGGCACUCGUAAAAAGUCUAGCAUCAUUCACGAGAUAUUUCAAGGUGAAUUGCAAAUACAACAGCAAAUCAUGCUACCUCCUUCUGGAAAUGGAGAAGAAGAUGUCACCCGUAAAAGAUUUGACGAAGCUCGAGAAAUUACCACUACAAGGACUCCAUUCCUCAUGUUGGCGCUAGAACUACCACCAGCACCACUAUUCACGGACGAGCUGGAAAAGAACAUCAUUCCACAGGUCAAUUUGGAAAGUCUGUUGAGAAAGUAUGAUGGUAUUACUGCUCAAGAUACAGGCUUGGCAGUAAAACGGUUCAAAAUCACCAAACUACCGCAAUACCUGAUACUUCACAUAAAGAGAUUCACAAAGAAUAACUUCACUGAAGAAAAGAAUCCCACCAUUGUGUCCUUUCCGAUCAAAGGUGUAGAUAUGAAAGAGUAUGUUGAAGGUCCAGACGCGCUCGGAGAGACUCGAUAUGAUCUCAUUGCCAACAUUUGUCACGAAGGCGGCGCAAAGUUAGGACAAGGAUCUUACAAGGUCCAAGUCCACUCAAAUAAUCAUUGGAUUAUGAUUCAAGACUUGUUUGAAGAACAAAUACGGCCAGAAAUGAUCUUUUUGCAGGAAUCUUACGUUCAGAUAUGGGAACGUAAGAGAACAUAA